Seminavis robusta is the source of this 945-nucleotide messenger RNA. The record is from the annotation of a GenBank genome assembly. NCBI's taxonomy places the organism in Eukaryota, Bacillariophyta, Bacillariophyceae, Naviculales, Naviculaceae.
GCAUCUUCCAUUGUUUUGCAAGAUUAUGAAGGGUGUGCCAGCAUUGUACCAGAGCUUACUUUUGCUGAUUACUACAACUUCUGUGCUGAGCCAACUGUGCCAUUCUAUUCAUGGAUGAUUCAGUGUGGGAAGGUUGCUGCCUAUCCCUUCUGCAAUCGUAUCCGCCAACGGGCCCGCAUUGCAUCUUUGUUGACGACUGGAACAGAGGCCAUUCAGGGAUUUGAUACUGAGGAGAUCCAGGAGGUUGCCGAGAGUGUGCCAUUGCACUCUGAAACGAAGCAGGCUUCUGUGGGAAGUCUUCAGAAACAGAAGAAAUCCAUGAGAGACAUCCAGUGUCAAGCUUGCAUGAGAGCUCUUCGUACACAGUCCUCCAUGAGAGGCUUCCAGAAGAAACCAUCCAUAGGAAGCCUUGAGAAGGAACCUUCGAUGAAGGGCCUUCAUCAGAAGCAAGCUUGCACGAGGAGAUCGAGCACAAGGCGGUCCACCAUUCUGUCCCGACCAGAAAUGAUCCUCUUGGCCCACGAUGAAGACGAGCUCUACCUCAGUGACAGUGAGGAUGAAGGUGACAACUCUUCACGUCCCAGCCUUAGCAGCGGCAGUCGCGGUCUUAGCAAGAAGAAUCGUACAUGGGCACCAAAUGCUAUCAUGAGCAGGACUAUUGGCCCCGGGUUCAGGAAGACUGUUACAGCUGAUGCUGUUUUGUACAGGGGGAGUGGACACUGUGGCAGGGUUAUGAGAUUGGACAGCUGCAUGGUCAAGCGACUGGAUAGCCCUACAAGUGUGACGGAGACAACUGAAUCCAGCCAGAAGAGUUCUCCAAACGCCAGCAACACAAGUCUUUCUACCAGUUUCUCGGACAUGCAAGAAUUGCCCGUGUUGAAGAGCAAUGUGCCUCUUGUGAAAGUUUCCACCGAUGUUCAUGGCCGUGUUGCCGUGGACUGUUGA